This is a messenger RNA of Mugil cephalus (flathead mullet), 1867 nucleotides long. RefSeq names its product kelch-like protein 10. Gene Ontology annotation, molecular function: protein binding. The record is from RefSeq and is a predicted model, not a curated record. The transcript is spliced from 5 exons. Bases 100 to 1749 code for a protein of 549 amino acids. Lineage: Eukaryota; Metazoa; Chordata; Actinopteri; Mugiliformes; Mugilidae.
UGACGGAACUUCAGUGCUUUAACUCGUGUGGAAAGUAACAGUUAUGGUAGGUAGAACGUUCGUGUUGAUUUUAAAAGAAAACAUCGUUACACCUGAAAAAUGAACGCCGUCUUUGCUGAGCUCCUUCAGGAGCAGAAGCUGUGCGACAGUGUGAUCAGAGCCGGUGAGGUGGAGUUUAAAGUUCACAGGAUCAUCCUCUGUAGCUGCAGCUCCUACUUCAGAGAUCUCUUCUGCAAUGAACUGUCAACCUCAGAGCAGAAGGUCUACAGCUUCCCUGAUGUGUCGCCUAGUGUAAUGAGCCUAAUUUUGGACUACGCCUACACCCACUCUGUUGGGGUGACGAAGGAGAAUGUGCUGGAGCUGUUAGCAGAAGCAGAUCGCUUAGCUGUCAAGGAUGUUGCUCAGGCCUGCUGCGACUUCCUGGAGCAGAAGCUUUGCUUCGAGAACUGCAUCAACGUGUGGAAGUUUGCGGAACGCAGAAACUAUCCAGACCUGAGGGAAAAGGCCUACCUCUACAUCCUCCAUCACUUUGUUGAGGUUGCAGGACUCACUUCAGAGUUGCUGCAGCUCCCUGUGGGUCAGCUGGCAGAGCUCAUAGAGAAGGACGAGCUCAACGUAAUGCAGGAGAGCAUCGUGUUUGAGGCUAUCCUCAGCUGGAUAGACUAUGCAUCUGAGGAACGUAGAGGCCACAUGGCAACACUGCUCCGGAAGGUUCGUCUGCUCUUGAUGCCCAUUGAGUACCUGGUUAAUAAUGUGAGCAGAAAUGAUUUGGUCAAGAAGAGUCGACCUUGCUUGGCCAUGGUAAGGAACGCCAUAAAGACCCUGCGUGUGUCCAAGAUGGAGAGACCUCUGACCCGUCCACGACUGCCCAGUGAUGUGUUAUUGGCUAUUGGCGGUUGGGAAAUCAAUUUUCCAACAAACAAGGUUGAACUGUACAAUGUUCGAGCUGACCGCUGGGUGACACUGACCAACAGGCAGAAUGAUUUUCGGGUGUUCCAUGGUUGUGUUUACCUCAGUGGAUUUGUUUAUUGUGUCGGAGGCUUCGACUCUGUAAACUACUUAAGCAGCGUACAGAAGUUCAACCUUGCAACCCAAACCUGGCAGGAGGUUGGGUCAAUGCACGAAGCUCGAUGCUGUGUCAGCGUAGUGUCGCUGAAAGGCUGCAUAUAUGCCAUGGGAGGCUGCGACAGACAUGUGAAAUUCAACAGUGCAGAACGAUAUGAGCCCAGCACCAACCAGUGGACUUUAAUCGCUCCAAUGCACGAGCAAAGGAGUGAUGCCGGUGCUGCAACUCUACACGGCAAGGUGUACAUUUGUGGUGGUCUCAAUGUAGAAGAACCUCUGGCAUCUGCUGAAUGCUACAACCCAGACACCAACCAGUGGACCCUGAUCACGCCCAUGGAAACCAGGCGUAGUGGGAUGGGGGUUGUCGCCUACAAUGGCCAAAUCUACGUAGUUGGUGGCCAUAAUGGUGUCAGCCAAGUGUGCAGCGCCACCGCCUACGACCCAGUAGCAAAACACUGGCGCAUGGUACCUCCCAUGUUCUACUGUCGGAGCAGCUUCGGCAUUGCGGUGCUGGAGGACCAGAUCUACGUCGCUGGAGGCUUCAACAGAAAUUUAAUCUGUAGCGUGGAGCGCUACGAUGCAAAGGCCAACAGGUGGCACAUCGUCCGGGACAUGCUGAUGCCCCGCAGUGCCAUGGGCUGUUGUGUGGUGAAGCGAACACCUUUCACUGCCACUUGUCUAUGAAUUAGAGCUAUGAAAACAACUUAAUAACGACUGCCUAAUGAAGAAAUACAUUUCCUAAUUCAUGAAGUACCAGUGAUUUUUUUUAGCUAAUGUGUUUGGGUGGCUCAAGGCCUUGACC